GUUUAUCAAGGUUUUUAGGACAUAAAAGCAUGCCGUCUUUCUCCCCACCUCAGACUUAUUUGAGCGCCCCUCCGAGGGACCUAUCUUAUAUCACCUACAACUAAUGCGUUUAGCAUUGUUCGCCAUCGUAGCUGCUUGGACAGCAUCUAUAUCCGUCAGUGCAACACCAGCUGUUUUCACCACGACAUGCCGUCUUGUUGGCAAACUUUGCGAUGAAGACUCUGACUGCUGCUCUGAUGUGUGCGUGUAUAAAGCUGAUUGCAGUAGCAAAUUUUGCUAUGUUGACGAAGAAGCCCCGGAACAAUCCAAGAGGCUGGCACGUCGCCUCGAGGUUGAUUGCUGAGUUUAACCAGUGUUACUCUUGGACAAAACUUACUACCUCUUGAGAUACCCUGGAACCCAUAAAACAAGAGAUACACACACGUAUAUAUUUUGCACAUGCAAUCACUUCUUGAAAUACAUUUCGACCACGUACUACAUUUCUCUUAAUCCUUUCCAACUUCCCGUACUUUAUUGUCCCCCCUCAAUCUUUCCAACUAAGACUGAGCAUACUUACGUCUGCAUUCUAUGAAC
Molecule: messenger RNA, 573 nt
Organism: Suillus clintonianus
Lineage: Eukaryota; Fungi; Basidiomycota; Agaricomycetes; Boletales; Suillaceae
Exons: 3
Coding region: 104-343 (79 amino acids)
Source: RefSeq, a predicted model, not a curated record